Argiope bruennichi is the source of this 1953-nucleotide messenger RNA. It is a transcript of the gene MetRS-m, whose product is annotated as methionine--tRNA ligase, mitochondrial-like. Gene Ontology annotation, biological process: methionyl-tRNA aminoacylation. Gene Ontology annotation, molecular function: methionine-tRNA ligase activity; ATP binding. The transcript has 13 exons. The coding region runs from base 142 to 1782 and encodes 546 amino acids. The record is from RefSeq and is a predicted model, not a curated record. NCBI's taxonomy places the organism in Eukaryota, Metazoa, Arthropoda, Arachnida, Araneae, Araneidae.
GUUACCAAAAUGCGAUUUGCUAAUGCUGCAGAAUUUCAAAUGAUAAGGAAUUUGCAGCCAGAAGUUAUAAACCAAUAUUUAGCACUCCGCAAAGCGACUAUUCUGUAAUAUAAUUUUUAAAAGUACUGGAAUUAAAUCAGAAUGAGGAAACUUUUUACAAAGAUACAAAGCAGUUUAUUUUUGGCACGCUUUUAUAGUUCAAAAAAUUAUUUCAUAUCUACUCCCAUAUUUUAUGUAAAUGGAGCUCCUCAUAUUGGUCACAUGCAGUCAUGUUUGUAUGCAGAUGCAUUUGCUAGAAUUCAAUGCCUGCUUGGCAAAAAUGUUGUUUUCUGCACUGGUACUGAUGAACAUGGACUAAAAGUUCAACAAGCAGCUACUUUAGCAAAGAAACAGCCUGUAGAAUAUUGCACUGAAAUGUCUGCUAAAUUUCAGGAAACUUUUAAAAAAGGUGAUAUAUCCUACACUCAUUACAUCCGAACAACAGAUAAAGAACAUAAAGAAACUGUUCAAAAUUUCUGGCUAAAAUUGAAAGAAAAUGGCUACAUUAGGAAAGGUCAAUAUGAAGGUUGGUAUAGUAUUACUGAUGAAGCUUUUGUUCCUUCUUCACAAGUAAAGGAAAUUAAAGAUGGAAGCACCUUGAAAAUGGUUUCAGUUGAAACAGGAUCUGUUGUAGAGAAAAUGGUGGAAGAAAAUUAUAUUUUUCCUCUUUCUCAUUUUCAAGAUGAUCUUCUGAAGUGGUUAUCUAAAGAUGUAAUAAAGCCAACUAUUUUUAUGGAUUAUGUAAAGAAAUGGAUUAAAGAAGGCUUAAACGAUUUAUCAGUUUCAAGACCUAAGUCUCGCCUCUCUUGGGGAAUCCCAGUGCCUGAUGAUGAUUCACAAAUUAUAUAUGUGUGGUUAGAUGCGCUGGUCAAUUAUUUAACUGUCGGAUAUUAUGGAAGCAGCGAAUUCAUGUGGCCAAUAGAUUGUCAUGUUAUUGGUAAAGAUAUUCUGAAAUUUCAUGCUAUAUAUUGGCCUGCUUUUCUUCUGGCUGCUGGAUAUGAUCUUCCCAAAGAAAUUUUCUGCCAUUCUCAUUGGACAGUAAAUUAUGAGAAAAUGUCAAAAAGCAAAGGAAAUGUUAUAGAACCCACAUUGUUAAUUAAUAGAUAUGGCUGUGAUGGUUUUCGAUAUUUUCUUCUUCGAGCUUCAGUUCCUUCAAAUGAUACAAAUUACAAUGAAGUGAAAAUACAGAGAAUGGUAAAUGCAGAACUGGCAGAUACUCUAGGUAAUUUACUAAGUCGUAGCUGUGCUCCAGCUCUGAAUCCUGAUCAAGUCUUCCCAAAAUUUUAUCAUAGUUCUCUAGAUGCUCUUAAGGAUUCAAAUGUUGAAAGCCUUAUUAAUAAUACAUCUGAUUUACCAGAAAAGGUAAAAUUUCAUUUUAUGCAAGGUUGCUUUUACAAAGGAAUUGAUGAUAUAAUGGCUUGUUUGAGGGAUGCAAAUGCAUUUAUGCAGUUCAAUAAGCCAUGGGAAUUAGUCAAGAUGAAAGAUGAGAAAAGUAAAGAGACUUUAUCUACAAUGUUGCAUAUUGUUCUAGAAGUGUUAAGGAUAAGUGGUAUUUUGCUUCAACCUGUGAUACCAAAUUUAUCUAAAAGACUUUUAACAAAGCUUCAAGUGCCUGAAAACCAAAGAGAAUGGGAAAAUAUAAUAUGCUUCCCUUCCUAUCACAAAUUACCUAAUCCACAGGAAUCUUGUUCAUUGGGAAAGGAUUCAACACCUUUAUUUGAGCGAAGGAAAGUAAAAAUAUGACAUUGAUACCAUUUAAUAUAGAAUAAAUAUUUUUAAGUCAUCUUCUCUGUGUGUAUAUUUUUAUGAUGUUCUCUAAGUUUUAAUGUUUAUGUGACAGAUUCUGUUGUAUACUUUUGAUUGUAAUCACUUUAUUUAUUUAUGAAGUAGUAAAGUGCUGUUUUCAUCUACUAA